Messenger RNA from Huiozyma naganishii CBS 8797, 894 nucleotides. RefSeq names its product Pho86p (gene PHO86). The record is from RefSeq and is a predicted model, not a curated record. Lineage: Eukaryota; Fungi; Ascomycota; Saccharomycetes; Saccharomycetales; Saccharomycetaceae. Bases 1 to 894 code for a protein of 297 amino acids. The transcript has a single exon.
AUGGUGAAACAGAACGUGAAAGUGCCACGUAUCGAGCAAGUCGAUGCGAGUCUGAACAAACCGCUGGACAAAGAUGCUCCUCCGACGAUCUUCCAGACGAGACUCACCCCAGAGUACGCCACUGCAGCGAUGACUUUGGCCGUCGAUUUCGUCAAGCAGAAACAGGCGCUCGCGACGAAGUACCUUGUGUUCCACCCGCUCGUUAUUGGCGGCAUCGUUCUACUGUUGGCCGUUUUCAUGACGCCACGGGUCACGCUGCCGCAACAUUUCUCGUCUGUGACUUUGUACUGCACACAUCUGGUUCUUUUGAACAAGAAACACACCAUCGGCGCCGUCAUCUUCCUCGCGAUUACGUCCUCGUUCAUGCUCACACUCGUAUCUCGUGUCUCCGAGGCGUUCUUCAAAGCGCAAGUCUCCAGGAUCGAGGACUCUAAUGGGGCACUCGUUUUCAACAAGGACCUAGCGGGGAUCCUUGCCUCGGGGGACGACAACACCAACAUCGUCGUGUACCGGAACACGCCGAUCGCUCUCGUGUCCAUCAAGAAGACCGAGGUGCUCUCGGACACGGAGUCCCUCUGCAUGGUGAUCAACUCGAUUGGGUGCAGGAGGGUGUACCUCAAGUCCGGGAUCCUUGAGGACCUCAUCGAUUGGGCGAAUGGUGCGUCGAAACAGGUGCACGAUGAACAGAAGGCAAGGGCACCCUCGCUACGGCUCAUCCUCGAGGUGUACUCCUUCGAUGGGUUCUUGAAGGAGACACUCGCGAAGAAGGGGUUCCAUUGCAUCUCUAGCAGGACCAUCGCUGAGAACAAGAUCCUGGGUGGCGUGUUUGGCGCCAAGAAGGAACUCUGGGGGGUUCAAUUCCAUAUUGAGAAUAAGUUGAAGGAACAGAAAUGA